This is a messenger RNA of Cylindrotheca closterium, 807 nucleotides long. The record is from the annotation of a GenBank genome assembly. Lineage: Eukaryota; Bacillariophyta; Bacillariophyceae; Bacillariales; Bacillariaceae.
AUGUGCCGAACCACCGGUAUUUCAGAAUUGAGCGGCCAGAAAAUUCUAGUAGGAAUAGUCACUUUACUGUUGUUACUGGGAGAUUGUAGAUCUGCCCCCUUCAACGAUGAUGUUGGCGUCAUUAUGGCAAUAAACGAUGACCUCGACCUCAGCACCGGCGCAUUCACAACAACAAGACAUGGACGACGAGACCUGGUGGACAAUGCCACUACUCCAUUAUUAAUGGUUACAAAUCACAGUCAUUGUAGUUCUGUGGGCACAGAACCGUCGACUCCUCUUCAACGCCAGUUUUUGGCCUUGUCGGCACCAGAACAACGAGAGUUGUGUUUUCACAAUGCCACUCAUGUGUACGCCGAGUUUAGCAAGAUGGAAGGUUGUGGCAAUAAUAUGCAAAACAUUACCACUUGCACCUGGAGAUUGCAAUGCUCGUAUUACGAUAGUGCCGAGGUUUGCGGUCUUUCCAUUGACCAAGGGCUAGCCGAGUACAGUGAAAACUGUUUAGUGUUGGCAUCGGCGCUGUCCACCGAGGGAACGACGUAUGACUGGCUCUCGGAGGAUUACUGUGACCUGGAUGGCGAGCGGACAAACGUUACUACUGGACAAACGACGGGGACGACGAUGCCUAGUACUGCGCCAACUGCGAAACCUUCCAUCAUGCAGUUAGACGACGCCCCCGAAGGUGGCAACGACGGGAGACCACCACAAGGUGAAGAGGAAUCUAGUACUGAUAGCAGUAGCUCCAGAAGUCGCAAACACGGUGUCAUGGUCAGAAUCGUGCUGGUCCUCAGCGCAUGCCUACUAUGGUAA